CGCAGCCGAUGUAUCCAUGUCCUCUGCACGUUCUAUCAUAUCUGUGUGGUAUGCGGUGUUCUAGAACUACUUUGUCUCGGGAAAAGAACAAGAACUGAUGAAUUGACGGCCCUCCACCGUCACUCGUAUAGAAGCUUGAGACGUUCUACGUCUGCAUUGCUCACACGAGAGAUCCCGUCCUGUGUACUUCCACCAGUCUGCAUCAGGUGGCAAUUGUUUUCUGAAAGCUUGCAGCUGCAUCUGUUUUCCAGGUUUUAUUUUGAUUCAAAAUCAAAAACAAAAAGUAGCGCUUUACUCGUUUCGUUUUGCGUGAGCAAGUGCUCGGCACAAAUUUUGAUUUUCCUUGACAGAUCUAGAAAAAAUGCACAUGCUUAAGCCCUCUAUAAUCAAAUACAAAAUACGUCUGCAACAUUAGAAGUACAGUAGAGAAAAUCUUCUCAGAGUAAAGUAAGGUAAUUGAUGGCCUUAUAGUUUUCGCUUCAAGUAGGCCAAGAACAAAAAAACCAACUGUAGCAUGGGCGUCGUCGACGCGGCAAGGGCGUGGGUGCAAUCCCAGUAUGAUCGCCUUGCUCGAACCGACAGCGGGGACGUCGGAGUCUCAGACUACUUGAAUCGCGAAGGAUACGUGAAGCGGGCAAAGGCUUCGUGGUGCUUCGCUGGAAGUUCGUUUCUCUACUCCGUCUUCGGGCUCUACCUGAUCUAUUGCGCCGAGGUUAUGGAUCGAAAAUGUACUCAUCGCAGCUUUGGCUUUCUGCGCUUGUUUUGAUGCUUUGUUUAUUCCCCUUGUUGUCCAUUUUCACUUAACAUGACGUCCGUUGUUGACGGCGACUUCAUAGCUGCGGCGCUGCUGUUGAGGCACGCGAGAUAUACUUGCUUUUAUGCAAAUUUAGGCAUCGCCCUCGCGUUCGCCCCCCGGUACCGGUUUACUGGACGAGCGCAUACAAUCAUCAUUGAGAUUGAAUCUUGCAAAAAGAAAAAAUCAAAAAUAAAUCAGUUCCCAUACUCGCCGGGCUGUGGUGGUACGAGGGUCUUUUUCUCACGGUACAGGGGCCAAUAUCCUACUGGAACGACGUUUACCACUUCGGGUUGGAUAAGACAGCGUCGUCGGUACUUGAAAAUUUCUUCUGACUCACUAAUUUGAAUUGUAUCGAUGGGUAGGUGGAUGCAUGCCUAAAACUAAAAGACAUGUCACUCUUCUUUUUGUGUCUGGAUUUGGUCCUGGUCUGCGGGAGCAGUUCACGAGAUUUUGGACCCAACUGGACUACUUUUGAAACCUGGGUUGAGCGAUUCUGCGCACCCAAUAAGUGCUCGUGCUGCUAAAGCCAAUAGCAGAGCCCGCGUGGUCGUAUUUUUUCGAUGCACGUACUACAACAUGUAAGUACUCGAAAAGAUAUUAUGUCGCCUUUGGCUGUCGUGAACUGAAUCUGAACGAAUGCCACCGCUUCUUUCAGGUUGAUAGAGCCAGCGCUUUGACGCUGUUUUUCCUGCAGUGCGGCAAGUGGUUCGUCGUGCCCCUGGACUUCCCGACGAACUGGAUAGUUUUUGUGCUUCUCUGGGUGGCGGGAAUCAUCUUUCUCAUCGCAAGCACACACUUUGGGAACGUCUUGACCUGUAGCGGAAUAGCGGAAAAGGAGUGCGGUGGAGCAGUAGUGUCUUCAAAAACAAAAGCUAACACCAGCACCGAGUGGUCCACUGCAAGAAUAAAAACACGAGACUUGUCCGGAAAUAAUGCUCCAAAAGCGCCAGCAUUGGCAGACGAUGAAUCUUCGCUUGUACAAUUGACGGAGGCCGGUCUUGAGAGAAGGGAACAAGCAGACGGAAAAAGAUCAAAGCAAAAGCCGCGAAACCGCACGCCGUCGGGUAAAAAAGCAGCUCUGAGCAACCAACUGACGGUCGGGUCCAGGAAGAACAGCACUGCAUCCACAGUGUCCACCUCUGCCUCAUCCACAAAGAGCACGAGGCUCGUGGCUACGCAAAGCACACCGACCGGAGAGCACGCUCCUUCUUCUACCGGCACGCAGGCGGCCCUAGUGGUCGAGACGCACUUCAAAGCCUACCUUUUCUGGCACACAUUGUGGCACGUAGCGCUCCCGGUUCCCGGAAUACUGACACUAGCGUCGUUCCGAACGGAGUAUGGCCUGCCGGUGUUGCCGACAUGGGCGCUCAGCGAAGAUAUGUUUUCGCAUCUCGUCACCGGGGCCUGGUAGCUAGUAGGUCUACGCAGAAGUGGGUCUUCUGCCAUGACCACAUCAGGACCUCGUGACAUACUAUCAAUGAAUAAUCUUCAUCCACUUCACACCUAACGACUUUUUCACACGACGCACUCCCCGCAGAGUACCAUAAUCGUGGCGACAUCCCAGCUGCGUUUUUGUUUCCGACGCAAAAAGAAGUAAAAGUAGAAGCACAAGCCCUUUGACCCUGAAUGAUGUUUCGCGAGCAUAAAGACAAAUUUUGGUUGGUCCCCACCUGCACCGCCGCCUGUCGUGACCGCGGCUCAUCGUGAUGAUGCAAAAAAUUAAGAGUGGAUACUGCGCCGCCGCUUUCGGAAGUCCAUGUCCAUCUAUUUACAACAAGGAAGCAGUAGAAGCUGUGCGUCCCUCGAGAAGAAGAAUCACUACUUCCAUUUCAAUUUAUCUCGCCCGUCAGAACGAACCCAGAUCUUGCUGAUGAGUAAUUCUGUAAAUAACAACGCGCACUGCAACAACUUCGUCAUGUAGAAGAGGAGUAGUCGAACAACAAGAAAGCAGGAUGCUACUACACACUCCAUGUGCCAUCACGCGCCCUUGUCAUAAGAAUGUACCUAAAGUACGCGUAUCGAGUGACGCCAGCAGCGCAUUGUCACGAAUAACGCUGUCGUCGACUUGAUAGGUUGCAACUCCGGAGCAAGAACAUGAAAUUUCUUUGUCAUCCCACUUCUCUUCAUGGAUUUGGAUACGAAGCGUAAAACGGUGGCCGAUAAAAAAGGACAACUUUCU
Molecule: messenger RNA, 2975 nt
Organism: Amoebophrya sp. A120
Lineage: Eukaryota; Dinophyceae; Syndiniales; Amoebophryaceae
Source: the annotation of a GenBank genome assembly